AUGAAGAGCCAAAGCCAGGCUGUGUUGAAAUUUGAAAGCUAUGGAGUGUGGAGCAAUGUGUAUAAUAAUAAUGCGACCUCAUCCUCCCAGUACACAUGGGUCUUUAAUCGCCUCGACUGCAACCAAACGUGUCUCUUUUCUUCAGAGUCUCCUACUAAUCCAUUCCUCAGGUGCAUUGACAUUAAGUUGGUUUCAGAGCUCUUUCACAAAAAAGGGGCGUUGGUCUGUAUAGAUGGCACUUUUGCCACACUUACUCAGGUUAUCAAUUACUGUAAAGACCAAGCAAGUACCAGUAUCUUAUUUCAGGUCCCUGCUGGUUGCAUUAGCGGUUCCAUGAAAUUGAUUUCAGAAAUUCGUACUUUGCAUCAUAUUUUGGGUGGUGCGCUCAACCCGAAUGCUGCGUACCUGAUCAUUCGAGGCAUGAAGACCUUGCAUCUUCUUGUGCAACAACAGACUUCAACAGCAUUGAGGAUGGCCAAAAUUUUAGAGGCACAUCCUAAGGUGGCACACGCCUACUAUCCUGGUUUGCCUAGCCAUCCUGAACAUCAGCUUGCCAAGAGGCAGAUGACUGGUUUCGGUGGUGUUGUCAAUAUUGAGAUUGAUGGAGACUUGAUGAGAACCAUUAAAUUCGUGGAUGCACUGAAAAUCCCAUAUAUUGCUCCAUCCUUUGGUGGCUGUGAGAGCAUUGUGGAUCAGCCAGCCAUGAUAUCUUACUGGGAUCUCAGCCAGUCAGAUAGGAUCAAGUACGGGAUGAAGGAUAACUUGGUCCGUUUCAGCUUCGGAGUCGAAGACUUUGAAGAUCUCAACGAUGAUUUACUGCAGGCCCUGGAGACCAUAUAG
This is a messenger RNA of Pyrus x bretschneideri (Chinese white pear), 840 nucleotides long. Its product is annotated as cystathionine gamma-synthase 1, chloroplastic-like. The coding region runs from base 1 to 840 and encodes 279 amino acids. Gene Ontology annotation, cellular component: chloroplast. Lineage: Eukaryota; Viridiplantae; Streptophyta; Magnoliopsida; Rosales; Rosaceae. The transcript has 7 exons. The record is from RefSeq and is a predicted model, not a curated record. Gene Ontology annotation, biological process: transsulfuration. Gene Ontology annotation, molecular function: cystathionine gamma-synthase activity; pyridoxal phosphate binding.